AUAUCAAAGUGCGUCUAUAGGUUAGGCACCUACAUAUUGAUAUAAAUAAUAAUGUGUUAUUUUAUAUUUUCACGUUAGUGUGCUGUGACUGUGAGAUUACAAAAUUUUUGAUAUAACUUUGUUUUGCCUGAGUAACUUUCAAAGUAAAGAUGGGUGUACCAGCAUUUUUUCGUUGGUUGAGUCGAAAGUAUCCUUCUGUAAUCGUCGAGUGCAUCGAGCAAAAGACAAUAAACGCAGAUGGAGUAUGUGUCCCUAUAAAUUCUGCCGAUCCAAAUCCAAAUGUGGAAUUUGAUAAUUUGUAUCUUGACAUGAAUGGCAUAAUACAUCCCUGUACGCAUCCGGAGGAUAAACCAGCACCGAAAGAUGAGGACGAAAUGAUGGAGGCUAUUUUUGAAUGCAUUGACAGAUUGUUUCGCAUUGUCAGACCAAGAAAGUUGCUUUACAUGGCAAUUGAUGGAGUUGCACCCAGAGCUAAAAUGAAUCAACAAAGAUCUCGACGAUUUCGAGCAUCGAAAGAAACAACAGAGAAAAUUAAUGAAAUACAAAGAAUACGUUCUGAAUUAGCCCUUAAAGGGGCGCCUUUGCCUCCUGACAAACCAAAGGAAGAGCAUUUUGACAGUAACUGCAUCACGCCGGGCACACCGUUUAUGGCAAGAUUAUCAGCUUGUUUACAUUAUUAUAUUCAUGAACGUUUGAAUAAUGACCCAGGCUGGAGAGAUAUUAAAGUGAUAUUAAGUGAUGCUAAUGUUCCUGGUGAAGGAGAACAUAAAAUAAUGGAUUUUAUACGGCGACAAAGAGCGCAACCCGAUCACGAUCCUAACACGCAACAUGUUUUAUGCGGAGCAGACGCCGAUUUAAUUAUGUUAGGUCUCGCUACUCACGAACCUAAUUUUACAAUUAUUCGCGAAGAAUUUAAACCGAAUAAGCCAAAACCAUGUGAUAUAUGUGGUCAGUUAGGGCAUGAAAUGCGAGAGUGUACAGGUGCAGAACCGAAUCAAAGACAGGAAGAAGCCGUAUUUGGAUCUGAAUGCCAGUUCAUAUUUGUGCGAUUAAAUGUUCUCAGAGAAUAUUUAGAAAGAGAGUUAUCUAUGCCAAAUCUACCAUUCAAAUAUGAUUUUGAACAAGCUGUUGAUGAUUGGGUGUUCAUGUGUUUCUUCGUAGGCAAUGAUUUUCUACCGCAUCUCCCUUCUUUAGAAAUUAGAGAAGGUGCAAUUGACAGACUUGUGGCUUUAUAUAAAAAAGCAGUGUAUAAAACAGGAGGUUUUUUGACAGAGAGUGGCGAUGUUAAUUUGGAUCGUGUACAAUUAAUAAUGUCAGAUCUUGGUGAUGUAGAAGAUGAGAUUUUCAAAAAAAGACAACAAAAUGAAUUGGCAUUUAAGCAACGUGAGAAAGACAAAAAGAGGAGAAAUGAAAUUAUCAGUAACUUUAAGCCAAAAUGGAUUCCUGCAGGACAAUUUGCACCCACUGCUCUUGGACAGGCAGUAAAACCUAUAGAAAAUGCACGUUACGAGGCUUAUCAAAUGCGUAUACAGGGUAGAAAUUACAAUACGAAUGCUGCUGAUAGUACAAAUGCUAAUCAUGCCUUAGAAAGCAUGUUAAUACCCGAGAAUGCAGACAACAGAGGACAAAAGCGUAAAAUUGAAGAAACAACAGCAGACGAUGAUGAUGAGCAGUCGCAUGAUGAAGUGCGACUUUGGGAAGAUGGUUUCAAAGAUCGAUAUUAUGAAUCUAAAUUUGACGUAUCUCCUGAUAACCUUGCUUUUAGGAAUAACGUCGCUUUGCAAUACGUACGUGGUUUAUGUUGGGUCUUGCGAUAUUAUUAUCAAGGUUGCGCGUCGUGGAGAUGGUAUUUCCCUUAUCACUAUGCACCAUUUGCAAGCGAUUUUAUUAACAUUGGUGGUCUCUCUACAGAAUUCGAGAAAGAUACUAUACCAUUUCGUCCAUUAGAGCAAUUGAUGGGUGUAUUUCCUGCUGCUAGUAGAAAACAUGUACCUGUACCAUGGGCAAAAUUAAUGAUCGAUCCAAAAUCUCAUAUUAUCGACUUUUAUCCAGAAGAUUUUAAAAUUGACUUAAAUGGAAAGAAAUUUGCAUGGCAGGGCGUAGCUCUGCUUCCAUUUGUUGAUGAAAAAAGAUUAUUCAAAGCUUUGGCGCCACAUUAUGAUAGCUUAACAGAAGCUGAAAAGAAGAGAAACAUUCGCGGUGAUGACAGACUGUACAUCGGACUAGGGAACAGCAAUUAUAAUUUUAUAAAAGGUUUAUAUACGAAUCACGUAGGAUCUAAUAAUGAGGUUGAAAUAAGCAUAGAUGGUAUGCGAGGCACUGUACUUUUAGCAGAUGAUUGUGUGAGUGACGGAGGCACAUUGCCUUCACCUGUCAGAGGUUUGCCAGUUAGGAAUAAUAAGGUCUAUUGUGUCAAAUACCGGGAUCCUAAAUACAGUAGCAGUCAUGUUUUCCUCGCUCGUAAACUGAAAGGGGCUAAAGAACCGCCGCGCGUUUUGAAACCGCAAGAUUUCGAGGCUAUGAAUCGCAAUAAUGGGAAUCAGUGGAAGCCGCAAAUCGGUUUCACUCGAUCUACGCAGUCCGCUUCGUUAGGACAGGCAGGACACAGAAUGGUCGAGCAUCAUACAAAUCACAACAGACCGCCAGCAUAUGCGAGUGUUCCUCCACCAGUGAAUCUAUAUCAGUCACAAUAUCAUGGUUAUCGAAGCGGUGACUACCAGUCAAGAUACGGUUACAAUAGCGCCAGUUCGAGUCAGACUCGCGGACCAUGGCCCAAUUAUGGUCCGCCGAAUUUCAAUCAGUCGCCUUACGAGUAUCAGCAACAGCGCAAUUAUAAUAAUCAUCAUCAGGCGCGAAAUAAUUAUCAGAACACGCAGCAGGGAUAUCAGAGUCAAGGGAAUUAUUCUCGAGGAAAUGGUGGAGGAGGUCACCGAGACAGAUGGCGACGAUCGAUGUAGACAUCAAAAUGUAAAAAAGUGUAGACUAACUUUGUCGCACGUUAUCAUGUAAUAAUUAAGAUUGAAUUUUUGCGAAGAAUCGCUAUGCAUAAUAAUCGUAACAAGGUAAGGUUUAUAGGAAUUAUUAUCUAUUAUAGAAUCACACAUUUUUCUUGGUCAAAAUACGCGUUCUAAAUGAAAUAAAUAUAUACAAAGUAAACGGGAAGGCAUGCUGAAGUUUUCGAUAAAUUUGCAAUAGAAACGCGAUUGAAUAUUUCGCGCUGCAAGUGCUGUGUUCGUAUUUCGCAUUUUUUAAAAACAUCGUGAUAUUAUCAAUAUAACAUUGCUUGUUUUUACCUGUGAUUUUCUCUGCAAGAUACAUCAUGUAUAAAUAUUUGUGUAAAAUAUGCGUGUUUAAAAUACCAGUUUAAAAUGCAUUACCUUUCAAAAGUUAUACGUUGUUCUUCGGUUUUAUAUAUUUUUUCGAGACACAUUGAUUGAAUUUUUUUCUUUUUUCAAUUUUCGUAUUAUAUUUCAAUACUCGAUUAUUCACGAUCAAGAGAAAACGCAUAAAAACAAAUACACCAUUUUAUAUUAUAUUUAUAUUUGUUAUAUAUAUAUUCCCGAGUCGAAAU
This is a messenger RNA of Nylanderia fulva, 3571 nucleotides long. It is a transcript of the gene Rat1, whose product is annotated as 5'-3' exoribonuclease 2 Rat1. Lineage: Eukaryota; Metazoa; Arthropoda; Insecta; Hymenoptera; Formicidae. Gene Ontology annotation, biological process: nuclear-transcribed mRNA catabolic process. Gene Ontology annotation, molecular function: zinc ion binding; 5'-3' RNA exonuclease activity; RNA binding. The record is from RefSeq and is a predicted model, not a curated record. Gene Ontology annotation, cellular component: nucleus.